Molecule: messenger RNA, 3333 nt
Organism: Phycomyces blakesleeanus NRRL 1555(-)
Lineage: Eukaryota; Fungi; Mucoromycota; Mucoromycetes; Mucorales; Phycomycetaceae
Exons: 6
Coding region: 1-3333 (1110 amino acids)
Molecular function (GO): protein heterodimerization activity
Source: RefSeq, a predicted model, not a curated record
AUGACCCUCAAAAAACCAAAUACUCCUUUGACACCAGUUCAAAGUCCCUCAGACCUCUUUUCAUCCAUCAGAUCGCGACUUUCACCACCAUAUCUUCCCCUAUCUUCCGAUGACAGCCAAACAAAGCGUCUAGAAAACCGACACUGGAGACUAUGGUUUCGCAAGUCAGGGAUAGAUAUCAAACCAACAACAAUUUCCCCAAUCACACCUCCUUAUUCAUUAGAAGAUAUCCCACGCUCGUCUACCACACAGCCAAUGCAAAAUAUUGUGCCAAUUAAACCACCAGAUAUCCAGAUUAGCCUUGAACAUGAAAACGAUAAGGAAGAUGGCGAUAGAGAGGAUGACGAUGAGACCGUAUUUGACGAAGACAAUCCAAACGCAAUAAGUUCACACGAUGCUUCGAUUGUUUUCACCAAACAAAUACCUCAAAAAGUCUGUCGAAAAUCUCUCCUUACUAUUUUACUCAGUCAGAAGAUGCCUACACCACUAGUUCUUGUUUCUAGAAGUACAGUCCCCAACACCCAAGUGUCAUCUCUUGUCUCCAAAGCAAAACUUAUUCAGAAUUCGAAUACUUGCCUUCACAGUAGUCUUGUACGGUCCUCAGAAUGGAGAUCUCAGACAAACGCUCACCCUACCCAGAUGCCCCUCUUAGAAGCAUCACUAAAGCCAUUGCUUCAAACAUGCAAUAACCCAAACAGAAAGUACUACGAGAGUCGGACAAAGGAAACACUUUCCAAAAAGACACACCCACAAAUACACAUUCAUAAUUAUACCCAAUCCUCUGUUGUCAUGGCCAGAGUUUGCCCAAAUAUAGCCGAUGUGCGCUACAUCUGUCAACGUGCUGCCAACGCCAUCAUCUCCGAGAUCGGCCCAUAUCGAGUCUCGACAGAUGCACUACAAGCAAUAAACCUUUUUCUCGACGAAUUUCUCGUUCUCCUUCUUACGUCUUCAGCAUCGCUCGAUCUUUCACGCAUCAAAUCAGUAGUCUUUACACUCUUACCCUCAACUCUGGGAAAGAAUGCAAUUGUAGAAGCUGAAUUAGAAGUAAAGACGUUUACCGAAACUGAAACAAUUGACUAUGAAGCCUAUGAGCGUAUGCGACUCCUAGGCCAAUCAGAACCCUUUCCUACUCAAACUGUAUUGCCGUGCCUGAGAGAUAAAUGUUUUGAGUUUUGCACGCUUGCUGACAAAGAGGAUCAGCAGCAAUGGAUGGCACUCAAAGCGAAACCACCAAGCGAUAUUAUUAUUUCACCUAUGGUGGCAAUUUAUGUCACAACAGUACUUGAACAUAUGGCUGAGUAUAUUCUCACAGGUGUUGUAAUUGCAGCAGAACAUGAAGAUACUGAGUACGUGCGAAUUAAGGAAGUAUUUUUGGCCCUUAUUGAUGAUGUCCAAGUUGGCGAUGUCUUUUAUCGCAUGGAUAUGCGCGAAAAGAUGGAGAAACGUGCAAUAACACUUGGCUAUCGACCAAGAAACUCAAUGACACCUUCUCGUACUUCAAGUCCUACUCCUUCGCGUAAACAGAACUUUUUACCUGAUGCCAUGAGCGAAAGUGUCAAUGGGAGCUUCAUGGAUAUUUCUUUUGAUGAUAUGGAUCUCGGUUACGAUGAUGAUCGCACAAUUGCCAGUCGACCCAACACACCUUUUCGUCCAAAUUCUGUAAUAACACAAAAUAACAAUAAUACUACCAGUACUUUUUACGGCGUACAAUCCACCCAAAAAAAGGCCUAUAAAGUAUUCAAAAAAGAUGAAUCCAACACCCUUGAUGUCCCCGAAGGACCAAGUUCAUAUGAUCCCGAUGCUCCAGCAAUGAAUUUUGAAGACCUGAUCCGUUCAGGAUCAACAGUUCGUGUCUCACUAACGCCUAACCGUCUCCGAUCAAUUGAGGUCAAAGAUCUUGCUGCUGUCCAACCACCCGAAUCCCCAUCCUGGGAACGCCGAUCCACCACCCUUCCCCGUAUUUCUACACCCCCAGCGCCUCGCCCUGAGAUGCCAUUUAUUCAAUCUCCGUUGGAGAUGCCCGAGGAAUCUAUUCAUCCUACAGCACCGCCAAUCAUAGAAGACCCAACUCCAGAAGCUCGAUUUGAGAAUCCGCGCGAAGCUCCUAAACCACCUCAACACAAGCAGGCAGCUGUGGUAACACCUUCACGCUCAAAAAGGAAGCAAUCACUUGACAGAGUUCCAGAGGAACCAAAGAAGAUUGACGAGCCAAUUUUGCGACGUGGUAGUAUGAGUAGUCGAAAGAGCCGAGAAAAUCUUCGUCGUCAGCGUGAAAAAGACGAAGAGUAUCAAUUACAGCAGCAGCAAAAACCUCAAGAAAACCAACAGGAUCAACCACAACAACAGCCACAACAAGAUCAACAAAGCGUCACUCCUUCUAUUCCAUCUCCUUCACUUUCUCACCAAGACAGCCCAACUGUUGUUGUACACACACCUGUUCCUGAGAAUGUAAUUUCUACUGCUCCUGAACCUACACCUACACCCGCAACAAGUACCGAGCGUCAGACCAAGGUUCAUCGCAAGGGUUCAUUUAAAAAGUCGUCAAAGGCUCACAAAUCAACUCCUGACUUGAGUAUCCAUCGGGACUCUGACACUUCUUCUGUUGACACAGCAUCACUCACUCCUCGCCCGGAGCGCCCAUCGAUGAGUGUAGCCAAACGAGCAUCUGUACUUGCCAGCCGUCGUCAAUCAGCUCAUGAAGACGGCAUGGACCGUCAACCCGUCCGCCUCUCGACCGCUGGUUCGGUUGGUUUAUCAAUCAAGGCUUGGGAUGAAAUUUCUAAGCAAAAACUUCAGAAGGAAGAAGAGGAGCCCAAAGAAAAGCGACGUUCAAUGAUCCACCAGUGGCGGGAAAAGAUUGACUCUGAAGAUGAUUCGGAUGCUUCUUCUCGUCGCAAAGAAAGUGCUGUUUUAGACAAGGUCUUGAAGUUUGAACAAGUCAGCUCGCUCGAUGACUAUAGAGCAUCGUAUGUGUCUCGUCGCGAACGUUUCUUGUAUCUCCAGAGAGAUCCUAUUGCUCUUGAGCGCAAGAAGCCAACUCCCGUCAGACAACCUCGUGGCAUUGACGCAUCUGUGCAAACUGAAACAGUAGUACCUAUUGUUGCUGUCAGAAAAACAGGUGGAAACUUUGGUGAUGAUGAUACUUUGACUUCUGCACCAAUGCUUAUGUUGACUACUGAAGAUGGUAAUGGUCGUGCUCUUGAUAGAGCUGAUUUAGAUAGCGAACAUGGCAUGGUCGAUGGUGACGAAGAAUGGUUCUUACAGGACGAUGAAUGGGAGGAUGUACAGGAUCAGGAAAGUGCUGUUGUCGAUUGGCUUCUCGGUGAAGCGUAA